This is a messenger RNA of Schistocerca americana (American grasshopper), 591 nucleotides long. Its product is annotated as proline-rich protein 2-like. NCBI's taxonomy places the organism in Eukaryota, Metazoa, Arthropoda, Insecta, Orthoptera, Acrididae. The record is from RefSeq and is a predicted model, not a curated record. The transcript is spliced from 2 exons. The coding region runs from base 117 to 434 and encodes 105 amino acids.
AGUCUCUGCUCAGUCCCUUUGUUAAAGAGUCACGGAAUCACGAGUACUUCACAUCACGCAGUGGCGAGCCUUAUAAAAGCCCUGCAGCACGGGCUCACCUCAGCACUUCCAUCACCAUGAGGGCAACAGUGGCAGCUCUUCUCCUGUGUCUUGUGGUAUCAGCAUGCCGCAGCCAAGAAACUCCACCUGGCCCUCCUGGACCAACUGAAGGGCCACAACCAACUGGCCCACCAGGACCACCAACCGGAGGUCCUGAUCCAACUGGUCAACCAACCGGAGGUCCUGAACCAACUGGACCACCAGGUCCACCAACUGGAGGUCCUGAACCAACUGGAGAGCCCCAACCAACUGGAGGGCCACAACCAACUGGUGAACCUCAGCCUACUGGAGGUCCUCAACCUACUGGACCACCAGGGCCGCCUGGCCUUUUUUAGCCUGAUGUUUUCUAGUGAUGCAAGAUUAGCGCACCUGGAAACGUUAAAGCAUUUCAGCUUUUACUUUUAUAGUUGACUUUAACUGUGUUAAUUGAUGGAAGUGUUCUUAUGUGUAAUAAAAAUCAAUUCUGAUUAAACCAGCAAUGAAAAGGCUCCA